Molecule: messenger RNA, 360 nt
Organism: Pestalotiopsis fici W106-1
Lineage: Eukaryota; Fungi; Ascomycota; Sordariomycetes; Amphisphaeriales; Sporocadaceae
Exons: 2
Coding region: 1-360 (119 amino acids)
Source: RefSeq, a predicted model, not a curated record
AUGUCGUUCCUCACCGAGACCGUCACCCGCCGUCUGGCUCUUUCUUCCAGAGUCGCAUUUGUCCAGACUCCCCGACAGUUUUCCAUUUCUACAAGAUACCAAAAGUCUGCAACCGAGACCGUCAAGGACGCUGCCAAGACUGUUGACCGCAAGGUCUCGGACAAGCUCGUUGAUGGCAUCAACGCUGCCUCGAAUGUAGCAUCAAAGGUUACCGACUCCGAUGUAGCAGGCAAGGUCAAGGGCACUGCCGAGGAGAUCCGCGGCGAAGCUAAGGGCAAGGCCGCCGAGGCCGAGGGCAAGGCAAAGGGCGCUGCCAACCAAGCCGCUGGAAAGGCCAAGGGUGCCGCUGACAAGCUGUAA